GUCAGUCUCAGUGAGACAAGAAUUAGUAAACAUAACCUUAAAACACUAACCACUAACCUAAAUAGAAAUUUUUAAGAUAGCUUAGGCUUAAUAUAAAUUACUUUUACUUUUGCUUGAACUUAUCAAAAUAUUUUCCCUGAAUAUUCUUUUAUUAUGGACGUGAGGAAAGCGAUCGCUGAACUAACGUCCCAACUUUCUGAAGUUAACUAUGACUCGGAAGAAGACAACAUUUUACUAACAGAUCAACAUCUAGACUCGGCUGAUGACGACUACAAACCCGAUGGCAGUAAUAAGAGCAAGUUAAGAAAAGCUACAGAUAUUCUAACAUUACCUGAAAAUAUAUACGGUGGUAAAAAGACUUCAAGGAAAAAGUUAGACUCUACCUCUGAGAAAUCUGAAUCUGAGGAUGAUUUAGCCAGUGAAGAUGAUUCUGAUAGCGAGGAUAAUCAAGAGGAAGAAGAAGAUGCCGAUGAAAAUAGUGAUUAUGAAGGGUCUGAAAAAAGUGAGAACGAGUUAGAAUUAGAAUCAAAUGAUGAUGAUGAAGAGAAAACUUUGCAUAAAACUCCAAAAUCUAAGAAACAUCCUGUCAUUGAUUGCAAUAUUUAUUCCACUGCUAGUAAAAACAUCCCCAAUGAUGUAAAAAAGGGAGUGGCUAUCAGAAAUCAGUUAAGUAUUUGUGAAAAUUUGUUAAAGUGCAGAAUAAAGCUUCAGAAAGCCCUUUCAGCGAGCAACACCUUGCCUAGAAAUGAAGAAUUGUCUAUAGACGACAAAGAUAAACUCAACAGAUGCAAAAGUAAAGUGCUUAAUUUACUUGGAAAAUUAAAUGAAGUACAGGUGGAACUAUUGAAACAGUCUGCUGAAUAUAACUUCAAAUCCAAAGAUGUAAAUUCAGACGCUGAUGAUGAAAUUCUGUCCGAUGAAUCUGAGAUUGAAAAUGGAGAAGAAAAAGAAGAAGAGGACAAUGACGAGCAGCCAAGAAAAAAGCGCAAGUUAAAUGACUACGCAACAGUUUUGCACACAACUUAUAAAGACUUCAUUCCAUAUAGAAACACUUCCAUACAAAAAUGGAACGACAAAACUAAAGUGUCUACUGGGAAAAUGGCAAACUCCAACUUUUCUGCUUUUGACCAAUCAACCCUGAAGCAAAUUGAACAGAUAAUGGCUGACAAAAGCAGAUUAAUAAGAAGAACUCAAGUUAGAAGAAACAACACUAACAAGAAUAAUUCAGAUGAAAACAAAACUGAGGAAAUCCCUCUGGAUCCAGAGAUAUUUGAUGACACAGACUUUUAUCACAAACUUCUUCGAGACUACAUUGAGAAGAAAUCUGUUGACGCUUCAAGUUCAUCAAAUACCGAAAGACAGCUGAUUGAGUUGCAAAAAUUGAGGAGUAAAAUGAAGAGGACCGUGGAUACCAAGUCUACAAAGGGGAGGAAGCUCAGAUACGUCGUUCUGCCGAAACUUGUAAAUUUUAUGGCUCCCCGUCCAUACAACACGUGGAAUGAACUCGCUGAAACAGAACUGUACAACUCUUUGUUUGGAAAAAUUAAACUAUCAUAGUUGAAGAAGUUUAA
Macrosteles quadrilineatus (aster leafhopper) is the source of this 1571-nucleotide messenger RNA. Its product is annotated as protein AATF-like. The coding region runs from base 154 to 1557 and encodes 467 amino acids. The record is from RefSeq and is a predicted model, not a curated record. The transcript is spliced from 8 exons. NCBI's taxonomy places the organism in Eukaryota, Metazoa, Arthropoda, Insecta, Hemiptera, Cicadellidae. Gene Ontology annotation, cellular component: nucleolus; nucleus. Gene Ontology annotation, biological process: regulation of transcription by RNA polymerase II.